AUGUCGGCCGGUAAUCGAACACAGUCCCAACCUGUGGACAAACUAGCUCUUGGCCGCCAGAUGGUGAGGAAAUUUGUAGGAGACAAACACGUCGAUGCAGUCGCGGCAAGCAUGAAAAGGGACUAUUUCUCAGCCGUGAGCGAAGAAUUCAUCUCCGAGGUCUGCUGGUCCGGAUACGCUCGGCCGGGCUUGGAGUUCAAGGAGCGCGCGCUGAUGAACAUCGCCAUGUUGACGGCGUUAGGCAGAGGGCCCGAGUUGCGCAUCCACAUACGAUGCGCCGUCUACAAUGGUUUCACGGAGGAAAAGGUUGCUGAGGCAUGCCGCCAUGCCAUGGUGUACUGCGGUGUUCCCGCCGGCCGAGAUGCGCUUAUCAUCGCCAGCGAGGUCUUUCAGGAAUUGAGGGAGUCUGGGGAUUAUCUGCCCAAAUCAGACACAGAUCCCUAG
Messenger RNA from Fonsecaea multimorphosa CBS 102226, 444 nucleotides. RefSeq lists its product as uncharacterized. The transcript has 2 exons. NCBI's taxonomy places the organism in Eukaryota, Fungi, Ascomycota, Eurotiomycetes, Chaetothyriales, Herpotrichiellaceae. The record is from RefSeq and is a predicted model, not a curated record. Bases 1 to 444 code for a protein of 147 amino acids. Gene Ontology annotation, molecular function: peroxiredoxin activity.